Drosophila navojoa is the source of this 4317-nucleotide messenger RNA. It is a transcript of the gene flz, whose product is annotated as transmembrane serine protease filzig. NCBI's taxonomy places the organism in Eukaryota, Metazoa, Arthropoda, Insecta, Diptera, Drosophilidae. Gene Ontology annotation, biological process: proteolysis. The record is from RefSeq and is a predicted model, not a curated record. Gene Ontology annotation, molecular function: serine-type endopeptidase activity.
AUGCCCAAGACUAGAGGGGUAAGGGUAAAGGUUAAAGCUGGUCGCAAGCUGUUUGGCGGCUAUCGCAUUACGCCCAAACAUUGUCGUGCUACCAAGACGCUGCCCAGCUCGGAUCCACGCUCCAAUGGCCCCACCAUUUGCAUGUUCAAUCACGAGUGCGCGCAACGAGGCGGCGAGGUGCAGGAGCAGCAGCAACAGGAGCAACAGUAUCAACAGCAGCAGCAACAACAUCUCAAUGAUGAGCAGCCAGCACAGAAUCUACAGAAUCUGGAUAAGGUCUAUCAGCAGCUGGGCAGCACUGUGAGUCUGAGUCAGAGCGUGCAGCCUGUGGCGCAGGACGAGUUGAGCUAUGCCAGCAGCUCGACUGAGGCAACCAAUUCACAGUCAGCCAGCGUAGAGUUCGAGCAGGAGGCGGAGCUGCAGACGAACAACGAUGCCGUCAACUCCAAUGAGGUGAAGCCCACGGAUCAGCCACCGGCCAUACAUGUGCACAAGCAUUCCGUGAAGAUCAACACGUUCUCAUCGCCGCCAAACAACGAUGACUUCGUCAUGCAAGUGCUGGCCACGCUGCCGCCGGAGCAUGUGGAUGACAUUGUGACCUUUACCACGGAGGUGCCCAAUAAGAUUUCCAACGGUCAUGUGGAGCACAGCAGCUCCGAGUCGAACAGCUUUGAGGAGAUUGCAGCCACCAAGGCGCCAGCUAGCACGCCCAGGCCGAAGCCGCAGCCCAAGCCACAACCAAAGCCCCAAGCAAAGCCCCAGGCCAAGCCCCAAUCCAAGCCCCAAUCGAAGCCUGUGCCACAGCUGGCCGAGGCCAUGAAGCGACCUGUGCAGCAGGUGAAGCCCAAGCCGAAGCCAGCCAAUCUGCAUAAUCACAAUCAUUUGAUAUUGGAUGGCGGCGAGUUCACACACAGCGAUAUAACACAUCCCGGUGCAGAUGCGGAUCUCGUUGAGGAUCUGCAAUUCUCCACGGGCUAUGGACCACAGCCAGUCUAUGUGCAGCCACCAAAGGAGCAGCAGCAGCAGCAGCAGCAGCAGCAGCCCUCGCAGCCGGCGUCUCAGUCCUACAUCUCGUCCAGCAGUACACAGCCCAGCGCCGCAGCGGAUGAUAAAUAUAUUCUGGUGCCCACCUACAACAAUGAGAAGCGACCCGCUGUGGUGCAGAGCAAUCCCACCACGGUGUCAUCCAUCACCACGCACGUGGACUCCAUUGAGUCGAUCAUACUGCAGCUGAACCACAGCAGCCAUGGACCCAGCUACAAUGUGGUUAGCCAGCAGACGCCGUCGUACAACUAUGCACCGCAGGCCGAUCACAGUGAGCCGGUGGUUACGGCUCAGCCGGCCAGCUACUAUCAGCAGAACGAGGAGCAGCAGAACGAUCUGACCAAGUCGCAGGAGGUGGAGCAGCAGCAGGAGUACGGCUACACGACCGAGUUCAGCUAUGACAAGCUGUCCGGCGAGCAAGAUGUCUCCACGAAUAGUCAGUCCGCCGAGCUGCCCACGCCGCGUCCCACCUACAGCGAUGAUCAGUCCGCCGUACUCGAGGAGCACACAAUGCCCGCCACGAGCUACAACGAUGCCAUGUCGCCGCAGGCUCCCCAGACCUCGGAGUUCAACAAAAUGCCCGUCAUGGGCAUUGCCUAUCCCGUGGAUAUGUCCUACAUGGAAGGCGACUCGAAUCAAGCGGACGGUGAGCCGUCCGGCUAUGGACAGGUGAGCAGUGCAUCGCUCGAGGGGAAUACGGAGAUGAACUUUGAGAAGAUCACGAAUAGUUAUACCGAGGCGCCGCAGCCUUCGCCCGCUUACGUGCGUCCCUCGAACGGCAAUCGUCCGGUGGCUUCCUACAUCGGCAUGGUCACCAUGCAGCACUACAAUGAUGAGCUGCCCCCCGAGGUCUCUGUCUCCUCACACACCACCAAAGUGCAGGAGCAAUACGAGGAGACCUCCUCCGGCUAUCAGCAAGCCGAGAAACUGGUCACAGCCAGCCCAGUGCCCACGGCCAGCUACCUGGCUGCCUCGACCACAACGCAGGCCCAGCGUCCUCAAUACGAUAGCCACCAGGAGAGCUCCUCACUGCGUCCCGUUUUGAUAACAGCCAGCCCCAAGCCACGCCCCAAGCCCACAACAAAGCGUCCGACGCCGCCCAAGAAACCGGCAACGCCUGCAACGAUCAUCAAGAAGAAGCCCGUGCAGAGCGAGCAGAACACGCGCAGACCGGCUCAGCCCAGCAGCAGCUACAACACCGAGGAGUCACCCGUUACCCACAUCCAGAUCAAACAGCCUGCGGGCAGUUACAACCAGCAGCAACAGCAGCAGCAGCAGCAGAUGGACUCCGGCUAUGGACAGGCUCCGAUUCAGAGCUAUGAUCAGCCUGCAGCCGUCUCUAGCUCCGGCUAUGGUCAGGAUCAGCCCGCCACGCCCACUGUCAGCUACGAUCAAUCCUCAUCGGCCUCUGCCCCAGGCUACGAUCAAUCUGUCACGCCUGCAAUCAGCUACGAUGAGCCAGCCUCUCCAGCAGCUAACUACGAUCAGGCAGCUCCAGCUCCGGCUCCAGCACCCGCUCCAGCUACAUAUGCCGAGUCCGCUCCGUCGGUGCUCAACUAUCAUGAGCCGGCGGCUAGCUCGCCCACGCGCAAACCCGUCUCCGCCAAGCCCAUCUCCACGAGCUACGUAACAGGCCCGACCACACCGCGUCCCCCAGCCACCGUGGACUACCACUACGACAAGGUGCCGCCGCUGUUUAUGGCCGAUGACAAGCUCGAUGCAUUCAUACAGAGCACCGCCGAGAAUAUCUUGGGCUCCACGCCGGGCAAUUAUCAGGCGCCGCUCUACGCCACCGCCUCGACGCCCAUCCACAUACAGCAGCCGACGAACAACUAUAAUAGCCACAAGAAGCCCGGCUUUGUGCAGAUCAAUAUAACGCCCAAACCCUCCAAGCCAACGGUGCUGAUCACGCCCAAGCCCACCACCAUCAAUGUGGUGCCAGCCAACAGCUGGGAUAACACGAAACUCGGCUCGACUACCUCCAACUCGUACAUCUAUGGGCCAGAAGGAACGCGACGUCCGGGCAAUACGCCGUCUGCAGUAAGCUCGAAUGACUUUGAGGAUCCGGGCUACUUCGGCAUGCCCGCUGCUGGCAGCAGUCCCGUGCACUUGACCUACACCCAGUCGACCACUGAGGCGAUGUACGGUGUGCCGUCGGAUGACAAGCCCGCUUUUCCGGGCUACUAUGGGCCGACGCCCACAUAUCCGGCAUUCUCGGUGCCCGGCGAGAAGGUGGGCCAGGUGGUCGAGGAGACGUACACCUCUCCCAAUGACUUCGUCAACUUCCCGCCGGUGCGCAAUCCGAAUCUGAAUAUGUCCGCCGCCUCGAGCGCCGUGACCAGCGAUCUGGAGCUCGCCACGCCCUCCUUUGUCGAGGACACUGUGCUGAAGGACAAGAUGCACACGCUCGUCCACAAGCUGGUGGCCUCACUGCAGGGCAACUUCGAGGCGCUGGCCGACAUGAUCGACGAGACGAACAACACUGCAUCUACGUACUCCUCCGGCCUGGUGAGCACCACCAAUGUCAACAAGAAGACCACACGCAAGCCAGUGCGCGUCGCCACCACCUCAAAGCCGAAGGCAACCACCAAGAAGCCUGUGACUCGAGUCUCCACCAAGGCGCCCAACAGGAAAGUUCCGACCACCACCACACGGAAACCGGCCACGCGUCGACCCAACACCACAACGCGGCGUCCCAGCUCCAAGAGGCCAACGAAACGUGUCACGACCACCAAGACCACGGCACGACCUAUCCAAGACUUCAACGAUGAGGAGGACGAGGAGGACGUCAAUCCGAGUCCGCACGAGAACGAGAUCGAGCAGGGAACGCUGAGCUCAUACGGUGGUGCCAACGGACGCAAAAUACCACGUCGCCGGCUCAAACGGCCUGUCCACAGGCAUCGCCAUCAUUGAAACCAUCCAAACGCUAUCCACAUAGUCACAUAGCUAGUUCUUAAUAGUCUAAUGAAACCCAAUUUCCCUAGUCCCCGAUCCGCAUAUGGUAGCCUAGUUAGACUCCAGUUCCCCUAGUGCCUAAUCCGUUUCUUGCCUCAUCCCGCAAAGAUUUGCCCCUCCCCGUUUCUCUCUGUGUAACUAUUUUUCUGGCUGCUCGUCAGUUGCUCCCUCGCUCGCUCACAUUUGAUACAAUCGCUCGUUCGCUCUCACUCACUCACUCGCUCGCUCGCUUUGUGAACACUCCCUACUCCUAACCUCACAUUUCACUCCCCAUCAACAGAAUGCGGCGUUCGUCCACAUGUUAAAUCGGGUCGCAUU